Melanaphis sacchari is the source of this 1530-nucleotide messenger RNA. RefSeq lists its product as uncharacterized. NCBI's taxonomy places the organism in Eukaryota, Metazoa, Arthropoda, Insecta, Hemiptera, Aphididae. The record is from RefSeq and is a predicted model, not a curated record. The transcript has 5 exons. The coding region runs from base 1 to 1530 and encodes 509 amino acids. Gene Ontology annotation, molecular function: protein dimerization activity.
AUGUCACCAUUGGUUUUACUUGGUGGAACAAUUAACUUUUUAAACUCACCGAUUGUGAAUUCUGUUCCUACAUCAACGUCAUCAACAUCAAGACAAGCAUCAUCAAAACAUAUUUUCAAUAAAACUUCAGAAAAGUGUGCUAGAAAUCGAAAAAUAAGAAAGAGAUGUACACAUUAUUACGAAUAUAAAGCUGUAAUUAUUGGAUCAGUUCAGGCCUGCAAAGAAGUUAAAAGAGUUACAAAUUUGUAUACUACAUUUGAUAUUUCUCGAAAGGAGCAGUUGUCAAUAGUGUUUCGCUACAUAAAUAAAAACACCGGUGAUAUCUGUGAAAGACUAAUAGCUGUUCGAGAAACUUUAUCAACUACUAGCCAACAUUCGUUUAAAAUGUUCAACGAUAUAUGUGAAAAAAUGGAUAUAGAUUGGAAGAAAUAUCUAAUUGGCCAAUCUUACGAUGGUGCAGCUUCAAUGAAAGGUGCCUACAAUGGAUUCCAGGCCAUAAUGAAAGAACAUAACCCUUCCACUACAUAUGUCUGGUGUUGGACACACAGGUUUAGUUUGGUAAUAGUAGAUGCAGUAAGUAGUUGCUCCCAGGCCAAAAAUCUAUUCGGUAAUUUGGAAACACUAUAUGAUUACAUUGGCAGCAGUAAAAAACGAGUAGGGCUAUAUUCACAACAUCAAAAAGAAAGAUAUCCUGAAUCAUUUGUAUUAACUAGUUUUACAUUCAAACAAAUAUUUGAGCUAACUAAUCCUUUAAGUGUAUUUUUACAAGGCGUACAAAUUGAUUUAUUGGCUGCUACUGAAUAUAUACAAAGUGUAUUUGAAAAAAUUCAAGCUUUCAGAGAUGACAAUCAGUUUGAAAAUUUAAUCGAAGAUAAGAAUCAGUAUAUAUCAUCUAAAAGUGACGAAUUAUCUUUCACGCCAUUAGUAGCAAAUAGAAAAAGAGCAAAAAAGAAAAUGCCAGAUUUAUCACUUUUUCAAGUAAAGAGAAUAAUAGAAGUUAAAGAAAACUCCAAUUUACUAACUGAUGCAUUUGAAGGUUUUGAAGAAAUAUAUGGACAAUUUGUAAAGGUUGAGGAUUUGAGACGUGAAUACAAACAGUUUGUAAAUUUGUAUUUAAUGUUUGAAAAACUUAUAAAAUUACCAGUGAAGAUACAUAAGCCAAUACCAUGUGAUGAUAAUAGCAAUGAUGACAUCGAAGAAGAAAACACAGAAAAUCUAAUUAUGUCAACAACUUGUGGAACAAUAAACACAGUAUACAAGUUAUUUCAACAAAAUGGACUGAAAGAAGUGUUUCCAGCAAUUUACACAGCGCUAAGCAUUGGACUAACGUUACCUAUUUCAAGUUCAUCUCCAGAACGAGCCUUCUCAAAAUUAAAACUUAUUAAAAGUAAAUUAAGAAGUACAAUGGCAGAAGAACGAUUAGAUUCUCUGAUGUUAAUAUCAUGUGAGAAUGAUAUUGACAUUGACUUUGACUCAGUUAUCAAUAUUUUUACAUCAUAUAGUACAGUGCUUAAAAAAAUAUUAUGUUAA